AUGGCAGCGAAUGCAGCAACUGUGCAUAGUGUCCGCUCAAACAGGGUCGCGAAUAUUAGCUCGUCUUCUACAAUGAACAGUGAUCGAACACUCACAGCUCACUCCACGACAAUGGGAAACGGGUUCGGCAGUGGCAAGGCCAGCUGGAACAGUAAUAUAUGGGGGAACAAUAAUCUGGGGAACACGUUCAACACGGAUGGUGCAUCUGAUAACCUGAGAGACAACGCCUUCGAAGGGAAAUCCGGAUCGGGUUCUCUGCUAUCAUCGUCAGAAUCCGAUGGAUGGACCGGCCGUCCUAACCUGCCUUGGAGUACCGUCAGCCCGACCACAUCGUUGUCCAUGGGUCAGAACAAGGGCAUAGCAACAUCUCCGGUCGAGAGUCGCAGCGGUGAUCGAAGUGCAGCCGCUAGGUCGGACACCGACGCGACGUCCUACUUCUCACUGCCCCGAGCUUCCGCCAUUGGUCACACACCAACCGGUUCAGUUACCAAGACAUACCUAACUUCCGCGUCAGAGCCGUUUCCCUCCUCAGCGGCAGAGGCAAUUUCCUUUGGUAGCUUCGGCAGCUUUAGAAACGAGGAUGUAGGCCAUCGGCAGGUGAAUUCGUCGGCCUUCGCUGGCAACGCCGUUACAUCGGCAUUUCAAUCCAAACCCAGCCUUGUCACGGCUAGCCGAGAGCCUCAACGACCCGAGGAUGUUAUCGGGACAAUGAGCAUGCCGUCGUUCUCUCAGGCUGCUUCUGAGUCGAUCUCGGGCGGGAGCCGACAAGCGAUAUCAACUCCUUACUCGCACCUGUCACACAAUUCCGUGUCAUUGACCUCUCAGAGGCCUGCGCACUCCUCCCAUCCUUCCUUUCAUUCGGAAGGCCAGGCACUUGAGAAUCGCUUUAGCAACGGCCAGCUGGAUAUCAACACGGGACUCAGCCGACUGCAGCUGAACGACACCCAAUCCUUUUCCGCCCAGCAGAAUCCACAGAGACCUGGUUACGUGUCCCAUGCAUCGUAUGAUGCAUCUUUUAAUCGGUUCAAAUACCAGGUCCCGGGAGAUGAGGGUAAUUAUCCCCCAGUAGCGUCGUACACCCCCGACGCUCCCGUUGAUCUCCCCUUUGGUUAUCAGUCAAUUUCGAGAAUGAGCGAGAGGGAGUCAACACCGCCAGGAGACUUCAGUCGAGGAAUGAACAACCCUUUCUACUCGGCAGCAGGCACUCCUCCGGUUGCGGCCACUCAACUCCGGCCGUCUUCGGGCAAUCGCUUGUCUUCCCAUAUGAGCGAUGGACAGGCCGCUCUUCUGGAUCGGAAGCUGCGUGGUUUGCAGGAACAGGACUUUACCCAGACCGCAGCGAAUCCAUUGCAGUCGCGUCUGCCUUUCCCUGCUGCGUAUGAUCUCGCCGGCUACUCCGCUGCCAGGCUGAAUCCCUUCGCCGGUUUCUAUCCUAUGGCGCAGUUUGGUGGUCUUGGUGGGGCGGCUGCCAUGGUUCAGCGGGGACCCCAUCGCGAUCAUGACCCUAGUCAGGUGGUCCGCAGCCCGCUUCUCGAAGAAUUCCGAAGCAACACCAAGGGCAACAAGAAAUAUGAGUUGAAGGAUAUCUACAAUCACAUUGUCGAGUUCAGUGGCGAUCAGCAUGGUUCCCGUUUUAUCCAGCAAAAGUUGGAGACCGCCAACAGCGAUGAGAAAGAGCAGGUCUUCCGUGAAAUUCAGCCCAAUUCUCUGCAGCUGAUGACGGACGUGUUCGGCAACUAUGUCGUCCAGAAACUCUUUGAGCAUGGCAACCAGACGCAGAAGAAGAUCCUGGCAAAUCAGAUGAAAGGGCACAUUCUUGCCCUCUCGACUCAGAUGUACGGGUGCCGGGUUGUUCAAAAGGCACUCGAGCACAUCUUGACCGAUCAACAAGCUGCCAUGGUCAAGGAGCUCGAGAACCACGUCCUCAAGUGUGUGCGCGACCAAAACGGGAACCAUGUGAUUCAAAAGGCCAUUGAGCGGGUUCCUUCCCAGCAUGUCCAGUUCAUCAUCAACGCGUUCAAAGGGCAGGUCAGUCGGCUUGCGGCCCAUCCUUAUGGCUGCCGUGUCAUUCAGAGAAUGUUGGAGCAUUGUGAACAAGCCGAUCGAGAAUCAAUUCUGGCCGAGCUCCACGCCUGUACCGCCAGCCUUAUUCCAGAUCAAUUUGGCAAUUACGUGAUCCAGCACGUCAUUGAAAAUGGCGAGGAGAAAGAUCGUUCCCGCAUGAUCUCCGUCGUCAUCUCUCAGGUUCUUGUCUUUUCCAAGCACAAGUUCGCCAGCAAUGUCGUGGAAAAGAGCAUUGAAUUUGGCGAGGAAAACCAGCGUCAGGAGAUCAUUCGGCUUCUGACCUCCCCUAACGAGCGGGGCGAGAGUCCACUUCUCGGACUGAUGCGCGACCAAUACGGCAACUAUGUUAUCCAGAAGGUCCUCGGUCAGGUCAAAGGCGCCCAGCGCGAGGCUCUGAUUGAACAGAUCAAGCCCUUGCUGAGCCAGCUGAAGAAAUUCAGUUAUGGGAAACAGAUCGUGGCCAUUGAAAAGCUUAUUGCCGAGCCGACUUCCCCUGCCUCGAAUGCUAACUCCUCGACGACGCCGCCGGCUUCUCACAAAUCCUCGCCGCAACCUUCUCGUCGGUCGCUGACAGACAUUGAUGGCUGUCCUCCACCAGUAGGCGGCGCAGCCCCGCCCACACCUCCCCCCACAGACACCCAAAGCUGCCAUGGGGGUUCUGCGACCGAUGGUUCGGUUGAUGGGCCUGCGGAGUCCUGCAAAGGCCUGGCGACCAGCUCUGUCGCUGCCAUCUCCGAUGCGACUGGCACCUCCCACGCCGGCUCGACCGUGCCAGUCGGUAUUAAUAUCUCUUCUGAGUCCAAAGCUUAG
This is a messenger RNA of Rasamsonia emersonii CBS 393.64, 2874 nucleotides long. RefSeq names its product MRNA binding protein Pumilio 2. Gene Ontology annotation, molecular function: mRNA 3'-UTR binding. The transcript has 5 exons. Bases 1 to 2874 code for a protein of 957 amino acids. Gene Ontology annotation, cellular component: cytoplasm. Gene Ontology annotation, biological process: nuclear-transcribed mRNA catabolic process, deadenylation-dependent decay. The record is from RefSeq and is a predicted model, not a curated record. Lineage: Eukaryota; Fungi; Ascomycota; Eurotiomycetes; Eurotiales; Trichocomaceae.